UGGCGCUGUCGGCCGGCGCGGGCGGAGGCCGAGACGGCGGCUAGUGUGCCUCCACUCGCGACGCCGAACGCCGCGACGCCAACCAAUCUUAUCCACGACGCGCCGCAAAAACAAACAUUACAAUUAUCUAAGUGCGAUAAAACGAUACAACGCGUUAUCAUCCAGCGAUAACUAGCCACAGUGAUAACAGAUAAAUUCCAAAGUGGUCGACGGCUGUGCCUGUGCUGUGUAUUAUGUAAAAAUUAACCCAAAAUUUAAUCCUGGACUUGCAAAUAAUGGCUGCGAUGGCUGGGCCCCGAAAGUCGAGAUCCAUUUACGACUACCCUGAACACCUAAAUCCGUUCAGGGAGGAGGACAAUCACAACAAGAUCAGAUUCUGGACCAUCGGGAGAAAGCUUAACCGAUCAAACAGCAUCACAUUCAAGGAUCUUAAAAAUUCAUGGAGCUUUCGUUCAUUCAUGAAGAAGGGUAAAAGACAACAGCCACAGGAGAAAGAAAAAUCAAACAAUCAAGUCAAUGGAGACAAGCUGGUUGAAUAUCGAAAUGCAUUGCAAUAUUCCUCAAACUCGCUAUCGCCACAGAGUCGUAACACGGUGGGUUCGCCGGAGCGCACAGACCGCUAUGUGUACGGCGGAUCCGUGACGCCUCUCCCGCGCUCCCGCUUCCAGGAGCGCCUGCGCAGCCCUAGCAACUACGAAAUUGGCUCGCUUAAUGCUACUCCGCGUAUGGCUCGCAGUGAAAUAUCGGGAUCGCGAAACAGCGUAGGGAGUACCAAUCCUUUCGACGAAGACGAACCCAUUGCGCCGGUGCGCGCGCCUCGGCGCAAAAAGAAACGCGCGGCUCCUCUGCCGCCGGUGGUCAGCGGCGCCGACAUCGCCGACGAUACCGUGAAAACCGACGCGUCGGAGUUGGAGUCCAGCAGUCUCAAUGCAUCACAAAAUACGGAUUUCAAUAAUACUCGAACUACUGAUCUCGAAACACAAAUUAGUAGUCUAAAUGCGACAAAAGUAAAUAACCCCGAUGAUUCAAAACUGUCAAAUAUGGAAGAUGAAGAGGAAGAUUUAAAUUGUAACAUCGAACUAAAAAUCGUUGAAGAUAACGACGACGAUGUACAAACAAGACGAGAUGCAGUUAAAACUGAUAUUCCUAAGGAAGAUUUAGAUAUGGAUAAUGUAGUCGAACAUAGAAAUGACGAUAAAGAAUUAUCUCUCAAAAUAGAAGAAAGUUCUACUACUCCAAACACAGUAAAAAGUACUGGAUCAGAAGAUGACAUUUUGGACAAGGUGUCAUUCUCUAAGGUAGACAUUACAACAUAUCGAAGAAACUCUAGCGUUAAUGAUGAUGACAUUCGUCUACGACGAGGUAACUUAGAAGAUUUUCAUGCACUUUCAAAUAAACGAAGUAAAAGUUUAACAAACACUAUGGACGAUUCUUAUGUAGCGUAUGACAUAAAUUUGAACGAAGACAAGAUUAAAGACGCAAACGACAAUGAUGCCCCGCAAAAGGUGGUUUGUAAAGUAUUUGAAGAUGCAGGAGCAAAACAAAGUAUUGAAACUGUGUCGAGCACAGAAAAUGAGUUUAUCGAAAUCGAUAGAGCAACACGUGAACUUGAAAGAGAAAUAAGCAAAUUAAACUCUGCUUUAGUAGAAGAUGAUCUGACUUCGGAUGUUUCAUGUCGUGGGUCAGUUACAGAUAUGAAACGAAUAUUUGAGAAAAACCAACCUUCUUCGCCCAACCCAAUACCAAAGCCUAGAAGAAGUCACCACGGAGAUAUCAGUACUUUAGCAAUAAACGGUAAUAGUUAAUUGCUAGAGAUUGCACAAUUAUAAAUAAAAUUGUUUAACUAGAAAUGCGACCGAGUAAUUAAUUAAGGAAUCUUCAAGGUGAAAACUAAAGGCAUUAAGCUAAUUCAUUAGCCCUAUUUCAAUAUUGGCCUUGAUUGUAAAAGUGCCUUUCUAUGAUCAUUAUUUGUUAUGUAUAUAAGUGGGCAUACAGUUUUUAAGCUAGACCAGGAGUUUAUCAGAACUGAUAGUUUGCCAUAAAUGGAAUUGAUGUAUCCGCAGCCGACAUUGUGCAAUAACGUAAUUACAUAAUAUUAUAAAAUGGUGCAUUUCCGAAAUUAGUUAAGAUACAAAUUCCUAACAAAAAUUGUGAUAAUUGUUUUUAAAAACAACAAAUAUAAUAAAUGAUGCUGUUGUAACUAUAAUACGUAGUUACGGAAACCAAAUUUAUAAAGGGUAUUCUACCCCAUUAUCACUAGACAAUAAGCAAAUUAAAUAGUACCAAUAUUAUUUAUUUCUAGAACAUGCAAAACAAGGUAAUUUCCAAGCAAUAUUGGAGUAUAUGCAAAUAUGUUCCAUUAUUUAAAAUGACUUUGCUUUUUAUUGAUAUCUUUUGUUUUUAUUAAUAAACAAACGCUACGGAUUAUGUAUUAAUAUUUUAAUUAAAAUGGAGAAAAAUAUUUUAAUAUAGUUGUUCAUAAACACAAUCACAUUGUAUAACGGUGAUUAUUGGAUCUACUACACUAACACCUUCACGGUUCAUCGGUUUGCUUAUUUUAAAAAUAUAACUAAAUACUUUAGUUUAUUUUGGUAUCUGUUCACAGAACUCAUGAAACUAAAAUAUUUAUUUUAUUUUUAUAUAUAGUGGAUACUAUUACGUUGCUUUACAUGAUUAUAUGCAAAAUGUUUUUAGAGAUUCUAUUAUUUAAAUAUGGGCAAUAAUAUUUAUAAUUAUUAAGUACACCAUACACCAUUCACACACAUAAUUAAAUAGUUAAUUAGUUAAAAAUACAAAAUUACUGUGUGAAUAGACAAGAAUUUUGUAAGAUUUUAUAAAUAUACCUUGUACUACACAGUUACUGCAAUAAAGAUAUUUGAGUUUGAGUUAAAAAUUUACGCGUACUAAAUAUACAAUUAGAUAUCGUAAAAUGUAUUCAGACAUUUUUGUUUUUUAAAAACUACUAGUACGUUUUACGACUGACCUCUAAUCUAUAAAAAGAAGCAUUUUUAUUUAAACUCCAAUGGCUUUUCGCAUUUCGGUCUACAGCACUUUGAAAGUAAAAGCAAUACUUGUUGUGUUACGAACGACGUUUGUUAAUAUGUACCUAUAUUUAUUAAUAAAUUAUGAGUUAUACAUUGUUAUUAUAUUGGGUUUAAGUGUUUAUAGUGUGUGAGGUCUAUUGUCAUCGUUGUUUAUUUAAUAAAUAUUUAUCAACUGUA
This is a messenger RNA of Plodia interpunctella (Indianmeal moth), 3221 nucleotides long. RefSeq lists its product as uncharacterized. Lineage: Eukaryota; Metazoa; Arthropoda; Insecta; Lepidoptera; Pyralidae. The transcript has 5 exons. Bases 276 to 1805 code for a protein of 509 amino acids. The record is from RefSeq and is a predicted model, not a curated record.